AUGGUUAAGACACCUCACGAUGCGCUAUACACUUUCUUUGUGAAUGUCAUGAAAGCAGUGAAUCUAUUUAAAGAUAACGUCUUUGUCGGCUCUGAGGAGCUCUUCGUGCCUAUCAACACAAAAGGGGAACUAUAUGAGGUAUGCCCGGAGGAGCUGUCACCAGCGGAGUGGGAGCCAGCAGGCGAAGGGCGUGGGCCCACGCCGCCGCCCCCAGAGGUCGCUGCACGCGCUCAUCGACUGCCACAUCUGCUGAGUAUAUGGCGGUUGCCGACGCGCGUGAGACUGCUCGCCGGGACUGUGCCCAUUGAGAUGGCACAUGAUGUUGGAGACGACCUUCUACUACGGGCAGCAGUGACUGAACCGGUUCUCGUGAUGUGUACACUUCCGGAGUAUGGUUCAAUGCCGUCCAGCCCGAGCAAACAGGUUGACCCUCGCUACCACGCCAAGGAGAUGCUUCAACUGCUUCCACUGAACAGCGCCAUCAAAAUACGUCGAACGCAGCUUGGUUUUGAAAGUGAGAAACGAAUGUUCCUGUCCGCACGCCUCCAAAAAGCUCUAACUUUCUGUCAACUUAAUGUUGACAACUGGAUCAGGCAGAUCUCCUACGCUAAUCCCUCUGUAAUUGGGAAAGCCAAAACUGCUGAAGAUCUUAUGAAAGAAGACCACGAACCGGUUAAGUUUGAAAAAGAACGCAAAUUUACCUUACAAGGGUUGAAAAUUGAUACGUCAAGGUUAUUCGGAAAAAGCGAAAAGGUACUACGAGAUAUACCUGACGAAACAGAGGGAUCUAUUAUUUUUUUAAGUAAGAACGAACUCGAGCACAUGAACUACGAUGUAUACAGUGAUGACGAAAGUAAAGAAGAGAAACCGGAGGUAAAAAUUGAACAGGAACAUUUUUCGAGUGAUAAGAUGCAUGUUUUCAGAGAAGAUUCUGGACACAAAAAGAGCAAAUGGUUUAAGAAUUUGAAACUUUUAAAGAGUACGGAAAAAAUAACAGAUGAAAAAAUAACUGUGAUUGAGAAUAGUGAAAAGCUAAGAGAUUUCAAAGAUCCUUUCGAUCCUCAGGCAGAGAAGCAUAGCUCUAUAGAACGAUACCAGGAUAUGGCCAAAUUAAUUGAAGAUAGGUUUGGCGGAGCAAGGAAGAACGACGGGACGACCGAAAACUGUCAUUCUUAUAAGAGUCUGACAACUUCUUCAUCGGAAAUGGACACAAGUCAGUGCAGUUCAAGUCAUAAAAAGCCUGUGCUAACAAAAUCUGUAUCAGUUCAGACAGGAAUGUUGCCAGAUAGCUCUUAUGCAGAAGAUGAUAGUGGCAUUAAUAUGAAACACAGUCGUAAAAACUUGAGUGUCGACCAAAUCAACUACUGCGGUUCUAUGGAGAGUGACACAAGUUCUGGUAGGAAACUAAAGAGUUUGGAUGAAAAUAUGCUCAAGAAAUCUUCAGCUACAAAGUCAUCUACGAAUCUUGAACGAAGACAAAGAAUACAACCUGACUUAAUACCUGAAAAAGCCAUGGUCAAAUCAGAGUCAUACAAUCAGGUUCAAAGCUGUGAAGAAAUUAAUAUGUUUGGUGUCGGUUCUUUAUAUAAUGAUAGCGAUUUUGAAAUAAAUUAUAAACAGCAUUCAUUUAUAACAGAGAAACUUUGCUCAGAAUUUCAUGUGAAAACAAAAAGGGUAUUAAGCAAAUCCACAUCUAAUUUACUUCAUCCUAAGAAACCUAGCGAUAAAAAGGAAGGUAGCAACAGUAACAGUAUGCCAACCAAGACAGAGAGAUCAGCAGAUAAUGAAAAGGUUUUGAACUUCAGGAAGAAAAUCGAUAAACCCAGAGCUCCUACACCAAAAUCUGAAAUAGAAGAUGAUAUUACAACUAUAGAUAUUUCGGAAGAACCACAAAGACAAGUUAAAAUUCGAAGAUCGAUUUCAUCGAUACAGAAACGAAAGCUGCCAGUUAUCGAAGAUUUACCUUAUGGUCAAGUGGCUGAUGCUGUUCAUGUUGAAGAAGAAGAAAAAGUUGAAUCAGAUGCUAGCUCUGAUAAUAUUUAUGCGGAGAUCUGUACUCCUAAUGGUAAUAAGGCUUGCGACGAAGGAAGCUACGAUAAUAACAUCGACGUGCUCGCAAACGAUCCAGUCAUAUGCAAUGUAAAAAAAGAAGUUAUAAGUAGGAAUGAUGAAAGGGCGAGGCAAAUGAUAGAAAAUCAGGAAAACCCAUUUAGACACAUUGAAGUGGUCGUCAUCGAAAAGACCACAGACUUCGAUUUAGAUAACUCAAGCAUUACGUCCAGUGAAGUAGACGAUAUGGGAAGUAGAAAUGAUGUCUCGAUAAUAGAGUCGUGGAUAGGCGACAAGGAUGCUACAGAAAAUAAAAUCCACGCCAUCAGAUUAGAAAUAACUAACAAUAUUGACGAAUUUCCGAUCGAAAACGAUAAUAAUAUAGAAAAAACUGAAAUUUGUUUAAGUAAAGAGAAUUCGUUAAGUUUUAGUAACAGCAUACAAUUGAAUGGUACAUAUCCCAACGAAGCCAUCUAUGAUACUUUAAAAUAG
Messenger RNA from Arctia plantaginis, 2541 nucleotides. The record is from the annotation of a GenBank genome assembly. Lineage: Eukaryota; Metazoa; Arthropoda; Insecta; Lepidoptera; Erebidae.